Messenger RNA from Phalaenopsis equestris, 844 nucleotides. Its product is annotated as E3 ubiquitin-protein ligase RING1-like. Gene Ontology annotation, molecular function: ubiquitin protein ligase activity. Gene Ontology annotation, biological process: ubiquitin-dependent protein catabolic process. Bases 125 to 844 code for a protein of 239 amino acids. Lineage: Eukaryota; Viridiplantae; Streptophyta; Magnoliopsida; Asparagales; Orchidaceae. The record is from RefSeq and is a predicted model, not a curated record. The transcript is spliced from 2 exons.
AACUCUAAAUAAAUUUCAAGCUCCGCACAGCUCGCCCUAAAAAGCUCAUCACUUUUAGUUUCUCGUUACCUUUCACAUCUUCCGUCUACAGCCGCAUCCUUCGCCGGAGAAACAAAUUUCCUCCAUGGAGCCUUUCUUCCACCUCCUACGUGCUCGUUCGUACCGGUACUUGUGCCGUCGUUGCUGCACCACGGUAGUGAUUGAUCCUUUAACCGCAGUCAGACUUUUCUGCCCCAUCUGCCGGGAGAGCUUGAUCCAGCAAUUUGACACUCCGAGCACUUCUCCUUCUAGCUCACCCCCCCUCAAUCUCCCAGCCCCGCCUCUCCUCCCUAAUAUCCCCUCUAGGCGCACCUACAUGUCCCGAUACGCCACAUUUGAACGUCGGGAUCUUAGUAAUGAUAACUUACACGUUAUAUUACUACCUGGUUUUUUCAGUUGCCCCUAUCCCAACUCUCCACCCUUUGUCACCCCCUUGCCCCAAAACCAUUCUGUGAUUACUUUACAAAUACUGCAAAACUACAUAGACUAUUGCGCCAACAAAGGUGCGAUCAUCCAUUGCACGGUCCCGUACCCUCAAGCCUACCCUGUAAUGGAUGAUCUCAUCAGAUUCUACGGCCCUCGGUUCGGCCCUCAAGCUGCGUCAAUGCCGCCAGAUCUAACGGUGACUGAAGAUUUUCUUGCUUCCGUCGACUCAGAGUGCUCCGUGUGCAUGGAAAGUUUCAAGGUCGGGGAUGUGGCGAUCCAGUUGCGUUGCAAGCACACACACCACAAGGAAUGCAUUGCACCAUGGUUUCAAAUACAGAACUCGUGUCCACUUUUCGGAUUCUACCGUGGGAAGAUUUAG